CCCCAUAAUGAAGAAGUUGACAUCCAUAAUUCUCUUCCUUAUGUGUAUCACUUCUAAAUGCCUUCAAAGACUUGGUAUUUUCUAUAUUCCCCGUGUCAUACACAUUGCAGGUCAUGGUAUACACUGUGUGUGUUUUUUAGCAAAGCGAUUCGUUUGUAAAGGUGGACCGUUCUGCACCAACAUAUAAGGACUACUAUCCAGAUGUUAUCGCAUGACGGACAAUAAAGGAUACACAGUGAGGAAAUUGGAUAUAUAUCGGGUCAUGUCGGGUUUUGCUUAUCAUUGCGGGUGUAUUGUAUAGCUUGAAAUCAAUUAAACGCUGAACUGUGCCAUGUCAGAAGGAGGCCCGUAGCUUAAAAUCAAUGUCUUCUGUGUGCGUGAAAUCCAUCUGUGAAGACAUUGAACAUUGAACUAUCUCUAAGCAUCAACCAGGUUCCACGGUGGAUCCAAAAGACACAGACACUCAAAAACUAACAUGGAAGUGUGGACCGUCAUCUCUGGAAUAGUUGUGCUGCUCCCUGCCACCUUCUCCGUAGAUGGACUGGGCACAACCUAUAAGGGUACAAUACAAGUGAAUACGGUGACAUGCAGCUUUGCUGAAUAUAAAAAUAAAGACGGCAGAGGACCUCGAGGACUGCGUCUCUCUUCAUGCACGAGUAACAAGACCCUCGACUGCACUUACUACGGAGAGAAUCCCCACAAUUGCAAGGCAUAUAAACCAGAACAGCAGAAGAGCAUCAAGAAGUACUACUCAGCACUGGCAGAAAGUGCCAUGAACAAUGGCGACCCGUGCACACUGAGCUCCAUCACUGAAAACAUCUGCGAUCUGAGCUACCUUUGUUAUGACGGGAGCUGUAAAGAGAAUCAUCCCAAAGAGGAGUUAUAGAAUCUAAUACAAUCAGAGCUUUUAUCUUGUAAUUCUGUGUAUUAAAGUUAUAUA
Molecule: messenger RNA, 940 nt
Organism: Haliotis rufescens (red abalone)
Lineage: Eukaryota; Metazoa; Mollusca; Gastropoda; Lepetellida; Haliotidae
Exons: 3
Coding region: 476-886 (136 amino acids)
Source: RefSeq, a predicted model, not a curated record